AUGGCAUUUGUUAUAUUACAUAAUGGCUUAACAGGAUUGAUAAAUGUCAUUUUGGGUGUGACAAGAUUAAUUGAUAUAAAUCAUUUUACAAGCAAUCAAUUAGUUAACAGUUAUUAUUGCUUACUACAUUACAGUAAUAUCUUAACAUUACUUCUUUCACUGAAUGGUUUGGGUUUAUUGGCAUACAGUUUGGAUCGUUUAUUAGUAAUUCGUUUUCCGAUUAUGUAUUUCAAGAAUAUGAAAAAAGUUGUCAUUAUUCUUGUAAUCAUGAUUUACAUCAUUCCAUUUAUUACCAUGAUUAUAUCAAUUGCGCUUGAGCUACUUUUACCGCCACGCUAUGUUCCACCCAUUUGUUUUGAACAUUUAAUCUAUGCGGAGAAUACAUAUUCGGUUAUUUUAUGUAUACGAACAUUAGCUGCUACAUUAAGUAUUCCAGUAAUGUUACUUGUUAUUGUUAUUAUGCAUAGAAAACGCCAAACGAUAAUAGCAAUGAAUCAAUCAAUUUCAUUUGCUAAUAUCGAUGCUUUUAUCGAACGACAAAAAGCUUAUACAAAAACAGCAAUUUGGUCAUGUUCAACAACAUUUUUCCUAUACAUUGUACCAGCAAUAAAUCAAUUAAUACAUGAUCGAUUGGAUACUCUUAAUGAGAAUGAAAUGGCACUAUAUGCUCUUCUAUUAGGUAAUAUUAAUUCAUACAAUAUGGUAAUUAUUUUUAUCUAUCGACAAAAAGAUAUCCUAAAAGAAAUUAUAAACAUGUUGACCGGUUGUCAUUCAUUAAAAAAAACGGAAAGAAUAAUUCCACUUUUUGUGCAACGAAUUAAUGGAGUAAGAAUUGUUUAA
Molecule: messenger RNA, 840 nt
Organism: Loa loa (African eye worm)
Lineage: Eukaryota; Metazoa; Nematoda; Chromadorea; Rhabditida; Onchocercidae
Exons: 5
Coding region: 1-840 (279 amino acids)
Cellular component (GO): membrane
Source: RefSeq, a predicted model, not a curated record